Panicum hallii is the source of this 835-nucleotide messenger RNA. Its product is annotated as ras-related protein Rab11D-like. The transcript has 3 exons. The coding region runs from base 1 to 774 and encodes 257 amino acids. The record is from RefSeq and is a predicted model, not a curated record. Gene Ontology annotation, cellular component: endosome. Lineage: Eukaryota; Viridiplantae; Streptophyta; Magnoliopsida; Poales; Poaceae. Gene Ontology annotation, molecular function: GTP binding; GTPase activity.
AUGCCCUGCUGCCACUGCGCGCUCCACGCUGGGCGCCAGAGCCGUGCUGGCUGUGCCGCUCUGGAGCCAACCAUGGACAGAGGAAUACCUAGACCACCCUUUGAUGAUCUUAUCCAAAGGCUUAUUUCAUUGAGGGUUAUUGGAAAUUCAGAUAAAAAACCAGCAAUUGUUUCUGUUGAUAUCCGUUCUGGAUGGCAUGUUCAAGAGGGAGAUGUUGAUGGAGAAGGGAUUAAACCUGAUAUGCCACAUUUCACACUUCAUCUGAACUAUCAUAUCUUUGUUUUACCACCUACUAACUUGGCAACUUCUCAUGCUGGUUAUUUCAAUCGCUACAGGUAUAGAGCUGUCACAAGCGCGUACUACAGAGGUGCUCUAGGAGCUCUGCUAGUCUAUGAUAUCACCAAACGCCAGAGCUUCGACCACAUUCCUCGUUGGCUGGACGAGCUCCGUGGCCAUGCCUACAAGAACAUUGUCAUCAUGCUGGUUGGCAACAAGAGUGACCUCGAGGAGGAGCGUGCUGUGAGCACCGAGGAUGCCAAGGAGUUUGCCGACAAGGAGAACCUCUUCUUCCUGGAGACCUCAGCGCGGCAGGUCACCAAUGUCGAGAAUGCCUUUCAGACCGUCUUGACGGAGAUCUUCAAGAUCCACAUCAAGAAGAACAUGGCGGCAGACCCCAAGGCCAACGGUGCUGCCCCGUCACUGGCAGGGAAGAAGGUCCUCAUCCCAGGCCCCGCCCAGGAUAUUCCCAAGAGCAAGUGCUGCAGUUACAUGUGAUAUCUUGCCCGGAUUUCAUUGGGUUUGUGUGCGUCGAAAAUAUUCAUGUGAUGUUUCUGGA